Messenger RNA from Penicillium subrubescens, 927 nucleotides. RefSeq lists its product as uncharacterized. The coding region runs from base 1 to 927 and encodes 308 amino acids. NCBI's taxonomy places the organism in Eukaryota, Fungi, Ascomycota, Eurotiomycetes, Eurotiales, Aspergillaceae. The transcript has a single exon. The record is from RefSeq and is a predicted model, not a curated record.
AUGAUUGUGGGAUUCCCAGGAAACAAGAAUAAUGUCGGAGCAUUAAUGGAAAGUUUCUGGUCUUACCAUGGAGAUGAAGUUCACAUGAUACUGGUCAACACUCCCGGUUAUGGGAGUUUCGAUGAAGACCGCUCAGAGCCAAUGACCGACAAGCACCACCGUCUCUUAGAGCCAUGGCUGAGGGCCAUUGUUCAAACCUUGCAACGAGAAUUGUUGAGUCCAUCUGAGAUUCAAUGGGCCGAAUUUGACCCUCGUGCAGUCAUAAAAGAAAACGGUCAGAUCCAAAUCAAGUCACUCAGAAUAGGAGAUCUUCCAAAGUCCUUCAAUGAUUUCGACAUUGCGCCGGUAGGAAAAUCUUUCGGCGUUUUUGCGGCCUCUAUAACGCGCCCUAUAAUGCGCCCACGGGGAGGACUGAUUGGCUAUACGCCGUUUCAAGGAAUUGCAAAGCUGGACUUGGCUGGAUGGUGGGGGAUCCUUUGGCGCUGGGCUAGACAUCGCAAUCCGUUUCCAAAUUGCGGCAAGCGCGUCAUUCUUGAUGACCCAUCGAUCAAACUCACCGAUGAGCAACGUCGUUUUAUUGAGGAUUAUGACGGGGAAGUGUUCACGGGAUUGAUGUCAGAGCUGGUCCCAGACCCUACCAAAGGUGAAGCUUCCCUAUUGAUCGUUGCGACCAAAGAGAAUGUCGUUGGUUCGGUCGAGAUGUCUAUUCGCAAGGCUCCGGGUGUUACGGUAAUCGAACGCAAGGGAAAUCACCGCCUUCGAGCAGAUAAGGAUUACCGGGAAUCAGUGAAAAAGUAUCUCAACGAGAGCUGGAAAGCUCACCAAGAACGAUGGACGAGGCGCAUGCCGCCGGUGGAGGUUUGCGGCGAUGAUCAGUCUCAAUGGUCUCCGUUCAUCAUCCCCUCUUUUCAGCCCCCCUCGUCUUGA